GAUUUUAUCAUCAUUAACAUCAUAUUUUUAAAAAAUAUGCAGUUCAGUCGUACAAUUUGGAUGCUCGGUACUAUUAUGUGGAUUAACUCGGAUUAAUUAAAAUUCUAUUUCAGAUGGAAAAUCAAAUUAUAUGUCCGUUAACUUAACUUGAUAACGUGUGCGCGUAAAUAUAUUAGUCUGAUUUAGGUGUUCAGUCUGUAUUUUUUAAAAAGAAAAUUCUUUGAUCAGUAAGUGAUAUAAUAUCAAGUGAUGUAAAGGGGUCAAGUUUAGGUGAAUGUAUGAACAGAACGUUUGUAUAUAUAUUCUGAACGACGUAAAUGAAUCGUGUGUAUAUAUAAAAGUUUAAGUAUAUCAUAGCACUAUAUACUUAAUACUAUGUUAUUAUAACUGUAUGAAGAAAUCUGCUACGUUGGAAUGUUAUAUUAGGUCAAAAGGCUUGAAAAUAUUCAUUAUGUACAUCAUAUAAAAGACUAAAAUAGCUGUCAGUCUACACUCAUCAUUUCUGAUAAAACACAUAUGCCCAAAGUACGUUGCGUCGUGAAAGGCUGUUGAUAUUGGAUUCUCGGACUUUUUAUAGGGUUUGACGGGAACAUUUGUGUCGUCAUGCCUCAAUACUUACAGUUUAUAAGUGGUAGAAAAGAAGCAUUGAAUAUUCUCUACGAGGAAAAAUAAUAAUUAAGGAAAACAUGGCGCCUAGAGAAAGGAGUGAAGUGAACAUAUGUUUUAAAUAUUUUUUGUUCUUUGCCAACUGUAUUUUUCUGUUGAUUGGUUUGGCCGAAACAGGUGUCGGUAGUUAUGUGUUAUAUUUUAAAGAAAAAACAAUACGUACAGCAAUAGAUUUUUUAUUUGAUCCGAGUGUUAUGUUAGUAUUCAUUGGAUCUAUUGUUAUCUUUGUUUCUUUCUUUGGUUGUGUUGGAUCACUGAGAGAAACGCUGUGCUGUCUUAAAUUUUAUUAUAUCAUACUAACAUUACUGUUAUUACUAGAGAUAAUAGCUAUUGUGUUCGUCUUCUUGUUUUAUGGUGUUCCGGAAGUAAGGACACAACUGAAACUCUACCCAGAAGAUACUUUACGUGACGCAGUCAUACAGUACAGAGAAGAUGAAGAUAUGCAAAAUUUUAUUGAUGAAAUGCAAAUGCAGUUAAAAUGUUGUGGUUUAAGUAAUGAUGAAAUGGGAUAUAGAGAUUGGAAUGUAAACCAAUAUUUUAACUGUUCUGACUCCAAUCCUAGCUCAGAGAGAUGUGGGGUACCAUGGUCUUGUUGUAUAAUACAACCUGGUAAAGCUAUCAACUACCAGUGUGGUGGUAAUACUUACAAUGAGCCUACGGGUAUCUAUACCAAUGGAUGUUUAAAGGGUCUUGAGAUAUGGUUGAAUGAUAAUGCCAUUAUAAUAGGUGGUGUAGCUAUUGGAAUCUUGAUACCUCAGGCACUUUUUAUUUAUAUGGGCAAAACAAUGACAUGGCAGAUUCAAGCACAAAUGGAUAAAUGGAGAUAA
This is a messenger RNA of Lottia gigantea (owl limpet), 1493 nucleotides long. RefSeq lists its product as hypothetical. The transcript has 8 exons. Lineage: Eukaryota; Metazoa; Mollusca; Gastropoda; Lottiidae. Gene Ontology annotation, cellular component: membrane. Bases 687 to 1493 code for a protein of 268 amino acids. The record is from RefSeq and is a predicted model, not a curated record.